AUGGGUCGUGUAAUUCGUGCUCAAAGAAAAGGAGCGGGAUCCGUAUUCAAAUCCCACACCAAGAAAAGGAAGGGAGCCCCAAAACUCCGUUCUUUAGAUUUUGCCGAAAGGCAUGGAUACAUCAAGGGUGUCGUGAAGGAAAUUCUCCACGACCCUGGUAGAGGAGCUCCAUUGGCUUGGGUGCAUUUCAGAGAUCCCUACAAGUUCAAGACCAGGAAAGAACUGUUCAUUGCCCCUGAGGGCAUGUACACUGGCCAGUUUGUAUAUUGUGGGAAAAAAGCGACACUCCAAAUUGGAAAUGUGAUGCCCGUUGGAACCAUGCCUGAGGGUACAAUCGUUUGCAAUCUGGAGGAGAAGACCGGAGACCGUGGCCGACUUGCCCGGGCAUCGGGUAAUUAUGCUACUGUCAUCGCCCACAAUCCCGACAGCAAAAAAACCCGUGUAAAGCUUCCAUCUGGAGCCAAGAAAGUGAUCCCAUCGAACAACCGAGCCAUGGUUGGUAUCGUUGCUGGUGGUGGACGUAUUGACAAGCCCAUCUUGAAAGCCGGACGUGCUUACCACAAGUACAAGGUCAAGAGGAACUGCUGGCCUAAGGUUCGUGGUGUUGCUAUGAACCCAGUUGAGCAUCCUCACGGAGGAGGUAACCAUCAACACAUUGGUAAAGCAUCCACAGUCAAACGUGGAACCAGUGCUGGUCGUAAAGUUGGUCUUAUUGCUGCCCGUCGUACUGGAAGAAUUCGGGGAGGAAAAACUGAUACCAAGAAAGACGAUUAG
Cotesia congregata is the source of this 774-nucleotide messenger RNA. The record is from the annotation of a GenBank genome assembly. NCBI's taxonomy places the organism in Eukaryota, Metazoa, Arthropoda, Insecta, Hymenoptera, Braconidae.